AUCUCUCAACUGCAGGCGGCGGAGGAAAAAAAAAGUGUCAAAAUGGAUCGACCAAGCAGCUGCCUCCCGUAGCAUAGCACACCGGCACUUCUCGUCGACAAAGCAUCUUCUCCACUGCGCUCUGCUUUUUUGACACAUACACACACAGAGCCCUUUUGUCUUAACGUACACUGAGCUGUCCGUCGACCCGUUUCCCCAAUGGCUGCGCGGCUGGCCAAGUCCCUGCUCGUCGUCCUCUUCCUCUCGUCCUGCUCUGCCGCCGUGGCCAUCCGGACGCAUGGCCGUGGCUACGUGUCGGCGGUCGGUGACCCUGGCAUGCAGCGCGACGGCCUCCGCGUGGCCUGGGAGGCCUGGAACUUCUGCAACGAGGUCGGCCAGGAGGCCCCCGGCAUGGGCAGCCCGCGCGGCGCCGACUGCUUCGACAUCGCGGCCACCGACGACGAGCAGGGCCAGCCCGUGUACAAGGUGGUGCACCGCGUGACCGACGCCGACAACGCCCUCCGCGCCGGCGACCCGUUCCCCGGCACGUCGUCCAACUCCACCGUCAUCGACACCGACCGCUACGCGGCGGCGAAGGAGCUCUACCUCGGGGACCGGUGCCAGGUGCCCGACAGCCCGGUGCCGUGGCAGUUCUGGAUGGUGAUGCUCAAGAACGGCAACCUGGACACGACCGCGGCCAUCUGCCCCGACAACGGCCGCCCGGCGCGCCCGUUCCCGCAGACCUCCCGGUUCCCCUGCCCCGGCGGCACGGGGUGCAUGAACCAGCCGCUGGUGUUCCACAACCGCACCGCGCUGGACGAUGCCGGCCGGUGGCUCCGAGGCGGGCUGUUCGGCACGUACGAGCUGGACGCCACGGAUCUUGGUCGCAACGACGUGUCCUACUACUCGGUGGUGUGGGAAAAGCAGGUCGAUCCGGCGGCCGGCGCCGGCUGGGUUUUCCACCACAAGCUGCGCACGUCGGCAAAGUACCCCUGGCUGAUGCUGUACCUGCGGUCCGACGCCACCAGGGGCUUCUCCGGCGGCUACCACUACGACACCAGAGGCAUGACAAAGAUAGUGCCGGAGUCACCAGAUUUCAAGGUGAGGCUGACGCUGGAGGUGAAGCAGGGCGGGGGGCCCAACAGCCAGUUCUACCUGAUGGACAUGGGCAGCUGCUGGAAGAACGACGGCGCACCGUGCGACGGCGACACGGCCACGGACGUGACCCGGUACAGCGAGAUGAUCAUCAACCCGGAGACGCCGACGUGGUGCCAGCCGGGGCGCAGGGACCAGUGCCCGCCGUGGCACACGUUCCGCAACGGCACGCGCGUGCACCGCGACGACGCCGCGCGGUUCCCCUACGCCGCCUACCAUGUCUACUGCUCGCCGGGGAACGCGCGGCACGCCGAGCAGCCGACGACCUACUGCGACCCCUACAGCAACCCGCAGCCGCAGGAGAUCCUGCAGAUCGUGCCGCACCCGGUGUGGGGCGAGUUCGGCUACCCCACGGCCAAAGGACAGGGCUGGAUCGGUGACCCCAGGGCAUGGGAGCUCGACGUUGGCGCAUUGUCGCACGCGCUGUAUUUCUACCAGGAUCCGGGCACGCCGCCGGCGAAGAGGCAGUGGUCGUCGCUUGACGUCGGCACCGAGAUAUAUGUCAGCAAGAAUGCGGAGGCGGAGUGGACGCUGAGCGGGUUCGACAUUCUGGUACCCAACAAGUGUAUCACGUCACAAGGGGGAACCGUCAGUAGUUGUUGGUAGUGUAGGUGGAAGGUCAUUCUCCCAUCUCAAGAAGAAAGGCCAUUCUCAUACGUAGCAUACGCUUUGAAGCAACAUGCACGUACGACGCAUCUAACAGAUUGAGUAUAUCAUUUCUUUUCGAAUGGAUGUCCUGGUUGAACAA
Molecule: messenger RNA, 1882 nt
Organism: Hordeum vulgare subsp. vulgare (domesticated barley)
Lineage: Eukaryota; Viridiplantae; Streptophyta; Magnoliopsida; Poales; Poaceae
Exons: 5
Coding region: 199-1740 (513 amino acids)
Source: RefSeq, a predicted model, not a curated record